UGUCGAAUAUCCACAUAGCUUAGCUCACCGGACGCAACUCUUGAUUGAUGUGUCUCGGGUUGCAAGUUCAAAUUUAAUUGAUGAGAUUCGAAGAUGUUUUUCUUUUACAUAAAACACCUCAUUUUCAUAUUUGUUUUAAGCCUCGGAAUAAGUUGCGUUGAUUUUGACUAACACUAUUAAUUUUGAAUAUACAAAUGUAAUUUGUAAGAUUUCAUCAUGGGGUUUCUUGUGCUUCUUUCUCUCUUGCCAAUCUUAAUUCUAUUCAUUAUACACAUCUACAAAAUAAGGAGUACUAGUAGAGCAUCAUCAACUCCACCAGGUCCAAAACCACUUCCUCUAAUUGGAAAUCUACACCAGCUUGACCCUUCAUCCCCACAUCACUCCUUAUGGAAACUUUCCAAACACUAUGGACCUAUCAUGUCUUUGCAACUUGGUUACAUACCAACCUUAAUUGUUUCCUCAGCAAAAAUGGCAGAACAAGUGUUGAAAACCCAUGACCUUAAAUUUGCAAGUAGACCAUCUUUCCUAGGACUAAGAAAAUUGUCUUACAAUGGUUUAGAUCUUGCUUUUGCACCUUAUAGUCCUUAUUGGAGAGAGAUGAGAAAACUUUGUGUUCAACAUCUCUUUAGCUCUCAACGUGUCCAUUCUUUUAGGCCCGUUAGAGAAAAUGAAGUGGCCCAAUUGAUUCAAAAGUUGUCGCAAUAUGGUGGUGAUGAAAAAGGUGCGAACUUGAGUGAAAUAUUGAUGUCUCUCACAAAUACAAUUAUAUGUAAGAUAGCUUUUGGAAAAACAUAUGUUUGUGAUUAUGAAGAAGAAGUUGAAUUGGGAAGUGGACAAAAGAGAAGUAGAUUGCAAGUUUUGCUUAAUGAAGCUCAAGCUUUGUUGGCUGAAUUUUACUUUUCAGAUAAUUUUCCAUUGUUGGGUUGGAUUGAUAGAGUCAAAGGAACUCUUGGGAGGCUUGAUAAAACAUUCAAGGAGUUGGAUUUGAUAUACCAAAGAGUUAUUGAUGACCACAUGGAUAAUUCAGCAAGGCCUAAAACUAAGGAACAAGAAGUAGAUGAUAUUAUUGAUAUCUUAUUGCAGAUGAUGAAUGAUCACUCACUCUCUUUUGAUCUCACUCUUGACCACAUCAAAGCUGUGCUUAUGAACAUUUUUAUAGCAGGAACAGACACAAGUUCAGCAAUAGUGGUUUGGGCUAUGACAACAUUGAUGAACAAUCCUAGAGUGAUGAACAAGGUUCAAAUGGAAAUCAGAAACUUAUAUGAAGACAAAUAUUUUAUAAAUGAAGAUGAUAUUGAAAAGCUACCUUAUCUUAAAGCAGUGGUGAAAGAGACAAUGAGAUUAUUUCCACCAUCACCAUUACUAGUACCAAGAGAAACAAUAGAAAAUUGUAACAUAGAUGGUUAUGAGAUUAAACCAAAAACUUUAGUGUAUGUUAAUGCAUGGGCCAUAGGAAGGGAUCCUGAGAAUUGGAAAGACCCUGAAGAGUUUUAUCCUGAAAGGUUCAUUAUGAGUUCAGUGGACUUUAAAGGGAAAAAUUUUGAGCUAAUUCCAUUUGGAAGUGGAAGAAGAAUGUGUCCUGCAAUGAACAUGGGAGUGGUCACUGUUGAGCUUACACUUGCUAAUCUUCUUCACUCUUUUGAUUGGAAGUUGCCUCAUGGUUUUGACAAGGAACAAGUGUUGGAUACAAAAGUGAAACCAGGAAUAACUAUGCAUAAGAAAAUUGAUCUUUGCCUUUUUCCUAGGAAAAGAAAACCAUAGGAUAUAUGUACUAUUGACAAUUAGUUAUGUUAUUUGCAUGCCUCAAAGUUUGUAUUAUUUCUAGAUCAAUUGAUAAUGGUUUCAUUUGUAAUUUGGGAAGUGAUUAAAAGAGACUUGUAAUAUGUUUUCAUCUUAUAAUGUUAACUUGUAUUUGGGGGAGUUAUGUACCCAUUGUGAUUUUA
This is a messenger RNA of Medicago truncatula (barrel medic), 1943 nucleotides long. Its product is annotated as cytochrome P450 71B37. Gene Ontology annotation, molecular function: heme binding; oxidoreductase activity, acting on paired donors, with incorporation or reduction of molecular oxygen; iron ion binding. The record is from RefSeq and is a predicted model, not a curated record. The transcript has 2 exons. The coding region runs from base 217 to 1761 and encodes 514 amino acids. NCBI's taxonomy places the organism in Eukaryota, Viridiplantae, Streptophyta, Magnoliopsida, Fabales, Fabaceae.